ACUGAUAAGUUCGCGAUCGUGAAACAGUCGUUCUGCAUAGUGCCUACGGCACGUUGUUGGUUUCGCGAAGGCCACGUUAUCGAUUGCCGUCGAUCGCUAUCGAUUGCUACGCUGGUGGGGCCCCGGGCACUAGAAUGACGUCGCGUGGCGAUCGUUGCGCUGAAAGGGUGCAAAAGUGGCUCCCAACAGACGCGGGCUCGACGAGGGAUGGAGAUAGAAUGGUCUGGAUCAUUGCUUGAGACGACACUUGACGCGUUGUUCUUAUUUUCAUCUCAAUCAAACCUCCAGGGUCGUUCUUUCUUUGAUACUUGUCCACUGUGCUAUCUUUCUUCUCACUCGCUUCUUCAAACAUCAAUGCAACUAUGAAUGUCUACCCGCGGCAGUCGUCUGGCUCAGGAUCCGACAGUACUGACCAGUUUCUGAACUUAAUAGCGGAUCCGUUUCAAGCAGAGGUCCAACAAAACUCCAUCUACGCCGCCAUUGUCUACGCCUUCGCCAUCUCCGGCGCUCUUUUCCUCCUCUUCUGCAUCCUUCGGCCCCGCAACUCCCGCGUCUACGCUCCGCGUGCAAAACAUGCCGAUGAGAAACACGCGCCGCGACAACUCGACCGCAAGCCCCUCGGGUGGAUCGCAGCAAUACGCGGUGUCAAGGAACAAGAGCUGGUAGAAAAGAUUGGCCUGGAUGCCGUGGUCUUCUUGCGCUUUCUGCGGAUGCUGCGGAAUAUCUUCCUCGUCCUGUCUGUGUUCGGCUGCGGCAUCUUGAUACCAAUCAAUGUAGUCGGAGGCAGUGCUUUUUACGAGCAAUGGGACAAUGUUGCGACGCUGAUGAAGUUCACGCCCCAGUAUAUUUUUGGGCCCAAGUUCUGGGCUUUCGUCAUUUGCUCAUAUCUAUUCCAGGGGACCAUUUGUGGUUUCUUGUGGUGGAACUAUCGGGCCGUAUACCGGUUGAAGAGGGCGUAUUUUGAGAGUGCCGACUACCAACAGUCGCUCCAUUCCAGAACGCUGCUGCUCACUCACAUCCCCGAGUCGUCGAGGACAGACGACGGAAUCGCUGAGCUCGUUAACAUAGCCAAGCCGACGCAAACUCUUCCACGAACCGCGAUUGGUCGCAACGUCAAAGAUCUCCCCAAAUUGAUCGAAGCGCACGGUGAAGCUGUUCGUGAGCUCGAAGCUGUCCUAGCCAAGUACUUGAACAAUCCGGAGAGGUUGCCGGAGAAGCGGCCGAUGUGCGAGCCUGAGAAAGACGACCGAUCAAUUUAUGGUAAACACAAGGUCGAUGCUAUAGAUUACCUGACGGAUCGCAUUUCAAGGCUCGAAAUACAAAUCAAAGAAGUGCGCGAGACCGUCGACAAGAGGAACCCUACACCCUACGGCUUUGCCAGCUAUCCGCGUAUCGAAGAUGCCCACGCUGUGGCAUACGCAUCGAAGAAGAAGGGACCCAAAGGCUGCGACGUUUACCUCGCUCCUAAGCCUCAUGAUCUUCUUUGGCAGAACCUUCCCAUGACUAGGAGGACUCGGCGGGCUCGCAUGUUUUGGGACGGCCUUUGGAUGAUUCUUUUCACGGCCGCUUACAUCGUUCCUAACAUUGCCACUUCAGUUUUCCUUUCGGACUUCUCGCAUUUGGGGCUUGUUUGGCCUGCUUUCCAGACUAAUUUGGUGGCCCAUCCCACUGGCUGGGGUAUUGCUCAAGGAAUUCUAGCCCCGACCGUACAAACUUUGAUCUAUAUGGGCAUACCGGUCAUGUUCCGUCGCCUGUACACUCAUUCAGGUGACGUCUCAAAGACUUCCAGAGAGCGUCACGUCACGGCCCGUUUGUACAUCUUCUUCGUCUUCAACAACCUGAUUGUCUUUUCCAUCUUUGGUUCAGCAUGGCGUUUCGUCGCCACUGUCAUUGCCGCGAAAGAUCAAGGCAUCUGGGAAGCAAUUAAAUCAGCGCACGUCUUCUCCAAAGUCAUGACGGGGCUCUGCAAUAUGUCCACUUUUUGGUUGACUUGGCAGAUGCAAAAGAACCUUUCAGCAGCUACGGAUCUUGCUCAAGCAUGGCCGUUGGUACGGAGCUAUAUUCAGCGCAAGCUCUUCACCCCUACACCUCGCCAGCUCAUCGAGCUGAGCGCCCCUCAACCGUUCAUGUACGCCGAGUACUACAACAGUUACCUGCAAGUCGCAGUAGUCGGUCUUACGUUCGGCACCUUACAACCAAUUAUCCUCCCUGUCACAGCUUUCUAUCUCGCCAUCGAGUGCUGGUUCAAGAAAUACAUGGUCCAAUACGUUCUCAUCACCAAGACAGAAUCCGGUGGCCGCUUCUGGCGCCUUCUCGUCAACAGAAUGCUCAUCAGCGUCGCCCUCGGAAAUGCCGUCAUUGCCCUCGUUGUCGGCGCGCAGGGCGUUGGAAGCAUAAAUUCAGUGCGCAACGGUAAUAUGCUAUACGCCAUGAUACCCCUCCCUUUGCUACUCCUCGCCUUCAAAUGGUACUGCAAGCGUGCCUUCGACGACAAGCUCAUUUACUACUCCACCCAGCCCUUCUCCGACGCUGAAGACGCCGCGUCGCCAGAUGGCAAGAAAAUGAAGCGCAACGACCGCGUCGCCGUGCGCUUCGGGCAUCCUGCACUAUACAAGAAGUUGAUCACGCCUAUGGUGCACGCCAAGUCGCAGCACCUCCUGAAAGAAAUAUACGGCCACCGCUCCAGCAUCGGCGACCGGAACAUCUUCGAAGCGCCACACCGCCGGUCCACGGACCGCGCUAUGCCGACGACGCCUUACGGCUACAGUGACGUCUUCAUGGCAGAGAUGGAUUCCGCCGAGCCAGGCAAGCCCGUCCCUGUCGCUCAAGAUCUUCCCAGUGUAGAGCUCGUUGCGGAAGAAGAUCUGGACUUUGAGAACUUCAAGAAGAGAGCCGAGUUCCGAGAACAAUUCGGCGGGGACGGCGAGCUCUAUGGCAGACCCGAGGACCUCAUCAGUCGCCCAGGGACACCGAGCACGUUCGCCACGCUAAACGGAUCUGGCUUCUUCCCACAGAAGGUGACGGGUGAAUCGUCGACGCGGGCGUCGAGUGCUACGAAGCGCGGCAGCGAUGACGAGCCGUCGAGGGAUCAUGAGGAAGGUGUCUUGUACGGACCAGGGUACCAACGCACGCCGCUGCGCGACCACUUUGAGGAGGUCGAUGUGGAUAUCCCUGCGACGCCGUUCGAUGCGGAUGAAGUGCUGCAGGCGGGGAGAGUAGUGAGGCAGGAUAGUCAUGGGAGGUUGCUGCAGGAAGAGGGGAACAGGGAGGUGGAAUACUUUCCGGGUUUCUACAAAGAAGAUACGAGUUAUGACAGAUCUAGAAGGUAAGGAUAGAUAAAAGGGAAUGUACGAUGUUAUAUUUGUUAGCAAUAUAGAUUGUGUGGCAUAG
Messenger RNA from Paraphaeosphaeria sporulosa, 3390 nucleotides. RefSeq names its product DUF221-domain-containing protein. Gene Ontology annotation, molecular function: calcium-activated cation channel activity. Lineage: Eukaryota; Fungi; Ascomycota; Dothideomycetes; Pleosporales; Didymosphaeriaceae. Gene Ontology annotation, cellular component: plasma membrane. The record is from RefSeq and is a predicted model, not a curated record. Bases 363 to 3329 code for a protein of 988 amino acids. The transcript is spliced from 3 exons.